CAAUCUCUCACUCAACACAACCAAACAACCUUCAUCAUGCAGCUGACCAACCUCUUCUGUCUCGCCAGUGUCCUGACCUCCGUGUCAGCAAUCACCGUAUCCUACGACCCAGGCUAUGGCGAAGCUGGCCGCGCCAUGACAGCCGUCUCCUGCUCCGAUGGCACAAACGGCCUCAUCACGCGCUACGGCUGGAAGACUCAAGGCCAGAUCCCCAAGUUUCCCUACAUUGGCGGCGCGCAGGCCAUCGCUGGCUGGAACUCCCCGAGCUGCGGCACGUGCUGGAAGCUUACCUACAAGGGCAAGAGCAUCAACGUCUUGGCCAUCGACCACACUGCUGCGGGCUUCAACAUUUCUCCCGCGGCGAUGAACGCUCUUACCAACAACCAGGCUGUUCAGCUUGGUCGGGUUGAUGCGACUGCUACUCAGGUCGCUGUUAGCAACUGUGGAUUGAAGAAAUAGGUGCGAUGCUUUGGGUGAUGAGAUGGGACGGGAUACGUUUAUGAUCGUAAUGUUUAGUAGUACAUUAAUUGAUAUUACUUUAAUCUCAUA
Messenger RNA from Fusarium graminearum PH-1, 549 nucleotides. RefSeq lists its product as uncharacterized. The transcript has 2 exons. The coding region runs from base 37 to 459 and encodes 140 amino acids. Lineage: Eukaryota; Fungi; Ascomycota; Sordariomycetes; Hypocreales; Nectriaceae. The record is from RefSeq and is a predicted model, not a curated record.